Messenger RNA from Fusarium musae, 2073 nucleotides. RefSeq lists its product as uncharacterized. The record is from RefSeq and is a predicted model, not a curated record. The transcript has a single exon. Bases 1 to 2073 code for a protein of 690 amino acids. NCBI's taxonomy places the organism in Eukaryota, Fungi, Ascomycota, Sordariomycetes, Hypocreales, Nectriaceae.
AUGGCCAAGCCAAGCCAGAAGCCCAAGAGGCAGAGAUCGCAGGCAUCAGCCUCACUGUCCCGCGCAGCAUCUUUACAUCCCUCUAUCCCCUCUACCCCAAUCUCCAAAAACAUGUCAUCCCCCCAAAUCAUGAAGAAGCGACGUCUCCAGGGACGCAAUGAACGCGUCCCCGAGACUCCCCCCCAAAAACGAGCCCCGACGAGUAGUCAAAGCCAACAAAUCCCCAAACGAACAAGUCAACUAGUUCAAGCAAACUCACCGAAUACACCAUUUGAUAUUUCAUCUGGAGAGAGCUCUGAUUCAGACUUUGAGAACAAGAGACCAGCUGCUAGAGAGCGACAAGGUGCUUCUAUGUCUCCUCAAGCACCCUUGCCCAACCUCACCUCAAGCGUUGCAGGCCCAAGUCGAAGCACAUCUGUCCCUCCAGCUCAUAUCCCUCCCAAACCCAGUCAGAAUGAGAAUGUAACCCAAAUUGAGAAUGAGUCGGACCACGACAAUGAGAAGGUUCAGCUUACUCCGAAAAAGCGCCAGCUUGAGCAACAGAAAGCAAACGUCAAGCGACGACGAGUUGGCGACUCAAUCGAGACCCCUGUGUCGAUCGAUGCAGACGAUGAGGAUCAACCCGACUCGGACAUUGAGGUCGUCAGGGUCCUGGUGUCCCCCAGGCGCAAGGCCGCCAAAGGUCGCGCUACAGCCGACAAAGAUAUCAAGGCCGAGAACUCUGCUAGGCAGCGAAAGGUUGCCGCUCAGCGCAAGACCCAGUCUUCCUCUGUGACAAAGCGUCCUACACCUGCUAAGUCAGCUGUUGCACGCGACACCACACCAAUCAAUACUUUGCACAUCGACCUUACCCAGGAGCCCUCCGAUAGUUCUGAUUUCUCAGAUGAAGAGACUACGGUCCCCGCUAAGCCAGCUCUGCCAACACUAGUUGAGCAUACCCUUGACGUCCAGAAGCCAGCCAUUACGACUGAACACACUACCAUCAGUCACACCGACAAUCCUGUGGCUACUCCCCAGGAGACCGUCCUUGUCCAUGAACAGAGGGAGCCCUCGCCACACAUCACGGAUUCUUUGCUAGAUUGGGUUGAUCGCCAGACGACGAAGAAAUCUACCUCACUCUCCAGCAGCAAUUGCCCGUCUCCCGACCAUGACGUGCCCUUCUCCACCGCGCCUGAAUACCAGCAUGAUGAUACCGCAGCGAAGAAGAUCAAGAUGGAAGCUCACGAUAGUGACAUGGUGUCCAUCAAAAAAGAGAGCAUUGAGCAAUACAACUCUAGCGAUGACGAAGGUAGCAGUGAUGAAGAGUCUCACGAUGGAGACAUCCGCGCUAUAAAGCAAGAGAGCAGCUUAAUGUAUGGUCAAUCCUCAGACGACGAAGAAAACUUCGACGAAGAGGACAUCAAGAACAUUAAAAUGGAGAGCCACUCAAGUCCCAUGAAAAUUUCUGCUCUCAAGCAGUACGAGUCACAUCCCGCCAAAGACGGCGAAAAGGAGUACGACGACGAUGAGGAGGAAUACCAAGGCCUCCCUGACCUAAGUGACGAUGAGGUGUCUCACGACGCCAACACCAACGAGGUGGAAGAGAAUGAAAACGUUGGAUCCUCGCCACCUGUGUCAUAUCAGCUACCACAGGAAGACGCCCCUCCGAAAGCUGUCUCUACAACACUUGAGGAGAAGGUCACAUUUGAUUCGGCUGAUAAGGAUUUGGGCAACUCGUUCGGCAAUUCGAAGAAACAUCUCUCCACUCCGAUCAAAACUGAGAAGGGUCUUUCACCAUCGAUCUAUGAGCUUCAGCCAGUUUAUAGUGGUGAGAAGCUUAUGCAGAGCCACACUCCAGGUACACCAUCGCCGUUCCGACCUCACCAUCGGGAUUCGCUUCUCGGCUUGAGGAGUAUCCUGAAGGGCUCGGGCGGGCGAGGUCGUGCAAGCGAUAACGAGAGUGUUUACUCUCCCUUCCCGGAUGUCUCUCCCCUUUCUGGAGAUGAGUACGUCACUUCAUCACCUACAGAACGAAUACAGCAGAGCAAAGAGCAAGCCAAAGCUGUCAGGCCUUCUAAGCGCAGAGUCUCAUAG